Molecule: messenger RNA, 765 nt
Organism: Penicillium coprophilum
Lineage: Eukaryota; Fungi; Ascomycota; Eurotiomycetes; Eurotiales; Aspergillaceae
Product: putative nucleoside-diphosphate-sugar epimerases
Exons: 2
Coding region: 1-765 (254 amino acids)
Source: RefSeq, a predicted model, not a curated record
AUGCAUCUUAUUCUCACAGGGGCAACUGGGCUAGUCGGGUCUUCGGUACUCGACGCUAUGCUAAAAAAUGCAGCAGUGUCCAAGAUCUCGAUCUUGAGCCGAAACCCCGUACGAAUGGCAGAAGACGCAAAGGAUCCACGUGUUCAUGUCAUUGCCCACAAAGACUUUGAAUCAUAUAAGCCAGAGCUGCUUGAUCAAUUGAAAGAUGCGGAUGGAUGUGUUUGGGCGCUGGGAACAAGUCAGACCAAUGUCACUAAAGAAGAAUACGUGAAGAUAACUAAGGACUAUACCCUGGCAGCUGCAAACGCAUUUUCCACAAUCAAGCCAUCAAAUCAUCCCUUCCGAUUUAUCCAUGUAUCCGGCGAAGGAGCCACACAGACACCUGGGCGAUUUUCGCCGAUCUUUGCGAGAGUAAAAGGGAACACUGAAACGCUUCUCGGGGAGCUAUCAGAGCAAAAGCCGAACUUCCGUGUCGACAGUGUGAGGCCUGCAUUCGUUGAUCCAGCAACGCACGAUUCCAUUAAACCGUAUAUCCCGUCUAGUGGAGUGACUGGAGUUGUCUCGAGAGCUGGGUUGGCUUUGCUUGCACCAGGGGUACGGUAUCUCAUGAAGUCGAUGCAUUCCCCAACGCAGCACCUCGGGUCAUUCUUGACCGAGAUGGCCAUGGGACGCUAUGAAGGAAGAUUGCAGGGUCCAGGGGUGUUCAAAUUGGGAGGAGGCUACGUCGUUGAGAACUUUGGAAUGCGAAGAAUAUUGGGGCUCUGA